This is a messenger RNA of Melitaea cinxia (Glanville fritillary), 1500 nucleotides long. RefSeq names its product sialic acid synthase (gene NANS). NCBI's taxonomy places the organism in Eukaryota, Metazoa, Arthropoda, Insecta, Lepidoptera, Nymphalidae. The transcript is spliced from 5 exons. The coding region runs from base 249 to 1298 and encodes 349 amino acids. Gene Ontology annotation, biological process: carbohydrate biosynthetic process. The record is from RefSeq and is a predicted model, not a curated record. Gene Ontology annotation, molecular function: N-acylneuraminate-9-phosphate synthase activity.
UGGUUUUUAUCAAUUAUCAUGCGAAGCGGGCGCUGGGCCGGGUGACGGCGGCACACACUAGUGCGGCGAGCGCGCACCGAGCAACUCGCUUUAUAUUGAAUUGACCUUAUUUACUUGAUCCGAUCUUGAAAGAGGGGUCGAUAAACCCUUCAUUCAUUUAACCAUUCCUAAAUAGUUUUAAUACAUCAGUUUGUAGCGGGAUACUGUCACGGUUCGUUAGUUUUUAUGGCAUAUAGAAAGUUCCAAAAAUGGUCGAAGUGAAGAUAACCGAAAAAAUUAAAGUCGGCGGUGAUAAUCCCUGCUUUAUCAUCGCUGAAGUUGGUCAAAAUCAUCAAGGUGACAUUGAAAUUGCAAAAAAAUUAAUAAAGGCCGCAAAAGAUGCUGGUGCGAGCUGUGUAAAAUUUCAAAAGACCUGUCUCAAGGAAAAGUUUACGAACAAGUAUUUAGAAAAACCUUAUGAUAAUCCAAACUCUUGGGGAAAAACUUACGGCGACCAUAAAAGACAUUUAGAAUUUUCUGACAGUCAAUAUAGAGAAUUGAUUAAAUAUGCGCACGAAGUCGGAAUCCUCUUCACUGCUUCUGCUAUGGAUAUGGUUUCGUUUGACUUUUUGGUCAACAUAAAAGUGCCAUUUAUAAAAAUUGGUUCCGGAGAUUCAAAUAAUUUACUCUUUUUAAAAUAUGCCGCAUCCAAAAAGGUCCCUUUAAUUAUAUCGACUGGAAUGGUUGAUAAGAGCGCAGUAAAAACUAUUUACGACAUCAUAUCAGCGCAACAUAAACGAUUCUGUUUAUUGCACUGUGUAUCCGCGUAUCCAGUGCCAUUCGAAGAUUGCAAUCUGACUGUGUUACUAGAUUAUAAAAACACUUUUGAUGUUCCGGUCGGGUAUUCUGGCCAAGAACUGGGAACAGCGGUGGCGCUGGCCGCAGUUGCACUAGGAGCUAAGGUAUUGGAAAAACACAUAACACUGGAUAAAACUAUGAAGGGUACGGAUCAUGUCUGCUCGCUGACACCUGAGGAGUUUAAGCAGUUAGUAAAAGACGUGCGUGUUAUUGAAGCAUCGCUUGGUACUCCUAUCAAAAAAAUUGUAACAUCAGAAAUACCGUGCAUUGAUAAGUUGCAAAAGUCCCUUGUUAUGGGCUGUACAAAGAACAAAGGUGAAAUUUUAUACCCUGGAGAUGUGAAAAUAAAAGUUGCGGAACCUAAAGGCUUAAACGCGUUACAUUUCGAAGAGGUUAUCUACAAAACUCUUGUUUACGACAAGAAAGAAGAUGAGCCCCUCAAUGAAGGAGAUUUCUGUUAAUUAACAACAAGAACACUACAGAUUCAUUAUCAGCCAUAAUCAACUAUCACUAUAUUUGCAUGCCCAUUAUUAUACGACUACAAGCACAAAUUAACUAUUAGACUCGUUUUUGAUAUAAGUAAGUCUAUACAUAUAAAAAAAAAGAAAAAAGGAAUAAAAAAUGUUUAAUGUUACUAAUAAUAUACAAGCUUCUAUUUUAAAA